CGCUGCGCGCCGUCACGCGCACGUAUCGCUCCUCCGUGUGCAUGCUCGUUUACAUAUGAUCGCUUGUCAAAAGCUGACUCGAGCCGGGAAUCGAAUCUCUCUCUCGCGGUGGAAUUCUCGCAUUGGCGUCCGCAUUGAUGGCUGGCAAUGACAUUAAACAGACUCUCAGGAAACUCGAGUUCCCUUACUGCGCCAGAGAAGCUCUAUCUAGAAUGGAGAUACUCUGCCUGAGACCGGGGAAGCAGGUCGAUCUGCAAAUGGACCUGAUAUCGGAGUUUGUGUUCGGCGAGAUGGAGAGGCGGAAGAAGCGCAACAUGACCAUGGCGAUACAGGAAUUACAGUUGAUCGAGAUGAUGAGCGACUUCUUUCAGAGCCCAGGCGGCAGUCCUGCGGUGCGGAACGCUCUGUUCUUGUCGCUCUUCCCGGCGGACAGCUCCAGACAUAAGACCUUGGGCAACCUGGUGUCUCUGGCGAUCGCCACGCAAAACAAGGCGGUCCUAAACGCAGCUGGGAUUUGGAUGCAGCAGUUGGGCUCUACCUCGCCACAGAGCGUGGGACUGGCGAGGCACCUGCUCAACGAUUACUUCGUGCUUACGCCGAGGUCGAUCGACAAGCUGAAGCAGCUGCCCGUCCUCGCGCCGCAUUUCACCGCCAACCUGUUAACAGCCAUCGGCGAGGUUUACGAGGAUAAGGAUCCGCCCACCGAGCUGCUCAGUCUGGUGGGCGAAUGGAUCGACGAGAAUCCGAGCUUACUGCUGACCCCGUUGAUGGAUAAUCCCGCGUUGCCCACUGGCGGAAUCCCGAUGACACCGAUAACACCCAUUGCAGGCCUGUUUAGGUGGUGCAUAUUAAGCCCUCUGCGCGAUAACGCCAAGGAAGGCACAGAGGCGCAGGAAGAGUCGCGGAAGUUCUACUCGAAGGUGCAGCAGCUGCUCAUGGACUCGGUGUUACGCUUGAACAACAGCGGCAGCAACAAGCACGCGAUAUCGGCACAACACUUGGCGUCUACCAUACGGCAGUUGACGGCGAUCCUGCAGAACUGCCCGAACAUGAGCACAACCUCGCGCGAUUUAGCCAUGGAACGACUGGCGCAGGCCGUCAGCGCGGCCAUGUCCGCGAACUGCAUUUACGGAAAUAAACAGGAACUGCUGGCGCUGCUGCAACCAUUGUCGUACCGGCACUUCUUGAUAGAAUGGACACUGCAAACUUAUGCGAUUAAAGCUGCUUGAUAUAAGGAGGCUGUAACGACGACGACGACGACGUAGGCGAUAACGUAGUUUAUUCGAGCGACAACGUCAAGAAGUAUUAAUUCUGUUGUACAUAAAAGAUGCGAGUUGAAUACCUACAAAUACUGAUUAAUUAUAAAUAUUUAUAAAUAUUAAUUAAAAAAAAAACGUUUUAU
Molecule: messenger RNA, 1402 nt
Organism: Ooceraea biroi (clonal raider ant)
Lineage: Eukaryota; Metazoa; Arthropoda; Insecta; Hymenoptera; Formicidae
Source: RefSeq, a predicted model, not a curated record